Molecule: messenger RNA, 927 nt
Organism: Puccinia graminis f. sp. tritici CRL 75-36-700-3
Lineage: Eukaryota; Fungi; Basidiomycota; Pucciniomycetes; Pucciniales; Pucciniaceae
Exons: 6
Coding region: 1-927 (308 amino acids)
Source: RefSeq, a predicted model, not a curated record
AUGUCUCACACUAGUACACAUCUGGCUAGUUCAUUUAUCUCUUUGAGAUGGUCGCGGAUAAUCCGCUAUCCGCUGGCGGAUACCCGCCAGUGCCAGCGGAUACCCGCCAGCGGGUGCGGAUGCACCCUUCCACCUGAAAUACUGGCGGGUAUCCGGGUAUCCCAAGGGAUACCCGGUGCCAAGAGGCCACACCGCCGGGAGGAAUCCCUCCCGGAAAGCUGGUUUUUAAACCAGCUCGUCGGGAGGGGUUCCUCCCGACGCGCUGCUUGUCAGGAGGGGUUCCUCCCGGCGAGCGUCCACAGGCCAACUCGCUGGGAGUGGUUCCUCCCAGCGAGCUGGCUUUUAAACCAGCUUGCCGGGAGGGGUUCCUCCCGACGAGCUGGUCUGUGUACCAACUCGCCGGGAGGGGUUCCUCCCAGCGAGCUGGUUUUUAAACCAGCUCGUCGGGAGGAACCCCUCCCGGCGAGCGUCUACAGGCCAACUCUCUGGGAGCGGUUCCUCCCAGCGAGCUGGUUUUGCCCCAACCCUCUCCGAACAAUGGAGGAAACUAAACAAAACUCUCAAAAACUGUGGACAGAAACAAAGAAAACCUUGACUGUGGAGAAACUAAGGGUUGAAUCUUCAAAGCUAGCUGUUCAAGAUCAACUUAAUCUAAAAUUUUCUAAACAAGUAUUUGACUUUCAAGCAGAAAAAAUUGCAUUAGUGGCAAGGGGAGAAGAAUUACCAACACAUAUGGAGCAGGAUAUUCCUCAAAAAUUGGUGUAUAUGGAAGAAAAAGAGCCCAAAAGGAUGUUCAAUCCAUACUUGGAGUUGAAAGGUUUUGAUACUGUCAAGGAUACUCCAGUUGAAGUUUUACACGUAUUUCUGCUGGGACCAACCCACCAGCAUGGUGCAAUACUGCUCAAGCUUGAUCGGAAAAGAUUUUAG